AUGAAAGUAAAAAACAACUGCAACACAAAUAGACUAUGUUCUAACGGUUGUGGAUUUUAUGGAAGCUCACAAUUUGAUGGACUGUGUUCGAAAUGUCAUAAAAAUAUAACCAAUACUAACGGCGCCACUAGUAUGCAAGUAAAUACUGUACCAAACAAAAUGGAAGUAAAUCCUCAAGAGUCAUUACCACCAGAAGAAACUUUGAUGAAACCAUCCGAAGUGAUUACAAUGAACGAAAAUUUAGAUGAAUUGACAAUUACCACUGAAAGACUCGAAGAAGCCAAGUCUAAUACAGAUCUUGUAAAUCCACUCUCUAAAAAUGAAAUGCAGUCAUCGACAACAUUACCAUCUAAUAAACAAGAAGUUACAGCUUAUGAAAGCGAUUCCGCAUUCAACUUGACUGUUUUAUCCUCUAAUAAAUCGAGUAGAAAUAAUCAACUUUCACCUGUUUCACCAGAGAAUACUAGACGAGAUCUUUCACCUCCAGGCAGUAAAUGUUAUAUAUGCAGAAAACGUCUCGGUUUAACUGGUAUGAACUGUAGAUGUGGUAAUACCUUCUGUGCAUAUCAUCGUUAUACUGAUCGACAUGAAUGUACAUACGAUUAUCAGGAGGAGGCACAGAGAGAAAUACAACGUGAAAAUCCUGUUGUCAGUGGAGAGAAAAUCAGAAAACUUUAA
Messenger RNA from Trichobilharzia regenti, 678 nucleotides. The record is from the annotation of a GenBank genome assembly. NCBI's taxonomy places the organism in Eukaryota, Metazoa, Platyhelminthes, Trematoda, Strigeidida, Schistosomatidae.